Molecule: messenger RNA, 8685 nt
Organism: Clunio marinus
Lineage: Eukaryota; Metazoa; Arthropoda; Insecta; Diptera; Chironomidae
Source: the annotation of a GenBank genome assembly
UCUUCGUCUGUCAAUUUGUCGGAAAAUGCGUUUAUAAAAAUUUUCCGGGUAUUAAUUUAAGGUGGAAAUUAAACUCUGAUUUCACUGGAAUUUUGUAAAUAAUUUGAGUAGUUUAAUUAAAAAUCAGUUUUUAUUAGUGUUGAAAAAGCUGAAUAUAAUAUCAAAUGAUCAAAAAGUUAAAAGGCAAUUGUGCAAUAAUAUAUAAAAAAUAAAGUGAAAAAAAAGAAGAGAAGAUGAAAAGCUCGUAGUUGAUGUUGUUGUUGUGUCGAUGUCAACAUCUGUGCAAAAAAUGAUACAAAAUUCAUUAAUGUGAUUGAUUUUUCUAUAUAGAUUCAAUCGAAAUUCAAAAAAAGUUAAUUAAAUCGACGAAAAUUCAUACGAAGAAGUCAAAGUAAAUUUUCUUUCCGGCGAUCCCCAUCUGAAGACAACAAACUGAUUUCAUUUGAAUCAAAAUUGUCUGGCUUUGAUUCUCCAAUUAUGAUAAUUCUAAAAGCAUAAGAGUGAAGUUUUUUUCCUUAAUGCUUACUUGUGAGGGAUAAAGAACACAAGAAAGAAGUGAAGGAAUUCGAAAGCAGACAAAAACCAGAGAAGAGAGUGAAAAAAAAUUAUUUUUACAUCUUGUGGAUCGACGGAUAUAAAUAGAGCAACACUGAUGAACACAAAUGUGUUUGAACACACAUAAAAAUCGGGAAUCGGAAUAAAAUCAUUUAAGCCACAGAUUCUCUCUAAUAAGAAUUUUAAAGCUAAGAUCAACAAAGUGGAAACAUAAAAAUGGUUGUCGGCGAGGCGCAAAAUGGAGCUACCGAAGAGGAUGCAGUGGGUGGUGGCUCCCAACAGAAACAAUCCCCUUUGACCCAGCCAUUAGGCAUUCAGCAGGCGACAAUAGACAAUAUAAUGAGUGGAAUAGAAAACACUGGUGCUGUGAAAAUGAACAAUCACAGGAAGAAGCUGAGGCAGAGAUUUGACAUCAUUAAGAAGUUGGGACAAGGCACAUAUGGCAAAGUGCAAUUAGGAAUUAAUAAGGAAACAGGUCAAGAGGUCGCUAUCAAAACGAUUAAAAAAAGUAAAAUUGAAACAGAAGCAGAUCUCAUAAGGAUACGACGAGAAGUUCAAAUUAUGAGCUCAGUUCAACAUCCCAACAUUAUUCACAUCUACGAGGUGUUUGAGAAUCGUGAAAAAAUGGUCCUGGUGAUGGAAUUUGCUGCUGGUGGUGAACUCUACGAUUAUUUAUCAGAUCGCAAAGUGUUAACGGAAGAAGAAGCUCGCAGAAUUUUUCGUCAAGUGUCGACCGCAAUUUAUUACUGUCACAAACACAAGAUUUGUCAUCGCGAUUUAAAGUUAGAAAACAUUCUCUUGGAUGAGCAUGGAAACGCAAAAAUUGCAGAUUUCGGGCUGUCGAAUGUUUUUGAUGAGCAAAGACUGUUGGCAACGUUUUGCGGUAGUCCGCUUUAUGCGUCGCCUGAGAUUGUCAAAGGAACGCCAUAUCAAGGCCCAGAGGUUGAUUGUUGGUCUUUGGGUGUCUUACUUUAUACUCUAGUCUAUGGUGCAAUGCCAUUCGAUGGUGCCAAUUUCAAGAGACUUGUUAAACAAAUUAGUCAAGGUGAUUAUUUUGAACCAAAAAAACCAUCGAGAGCUUCUCCACUGAUACGUGAAAUGCUCACCGUUUGUCCAAUUCGUCGUGCGAAUAUCGAACAAAUUUGUAAUCAUUGGUGGGUGAAUGAAGACUACAAUGAAAGUUGUUUAGAAUUGGCUGAAGAAUUAGCGAAUCAAACACCAGUUAGACUUGAUGUUCUGCUUUCAUUGGCACCACCAUCAGUGACUUCUGAUCAAGUUCUUGUACCAACACAUCCAGAUGAAGGGAAAGAUCGAUUACAGAAGAGUCAUUCAGUUGGUUCUAUCAUUGACAUUGCUGAAUCAGAAGCUGAAAGAAGAAUUUUAGAUAUGGUAGCAGCUGGAGGCGAAGCAGCAAUCAUGCCAUCGUCAACACGAACAAUUACACCAGCUGAAAUUGCAUCAGUACAACAACCUAAGCGGAAACUUGAGUCAACUGUUUCGACAGAAAAUGCGACGGGUGGUGCUAAGAAGAAGGAAAAGCAAAUCAAUGAUGUGAAAUGUGAUCCAUCGAAACAUUCAAUUCCAGAAGUUAUGGAGGUUGAUCCUGAACCAGAAAAGACAUCACCGGUUGACACGUCUCAAGAGAAAACAGAAGAGAAGAAGGAAAGUGUUGGUGUUAAAGAAAGUUUAAAGAAAAUCGAAGAAUUAUGCGAUGAGCUUAUGGAGAAAACCGAUAAAAAGAAAAAAUCGGAAGAAGUAAAAGCAAAAGUAGAGCCGACGCCUAAAGUUGAGAGUGGUAAGAAGGAUGUUGUUAAGAAGAUUGCCAGUCCCGUGAAACGUGAUAUGGUAAAGCAUAAAACCUCUGACUUAUCAACUGCUUUAACUUCACUCAAAACAAAAGAGAAAGAUGUAGAAAAAGAUAAAGAAACACCAGCAUCUUCAACAGUAACCGCAAAAACAUCAACAUCUGUUGAUGAAACAAAACAAAGUCUUCCAGAUGAAACCACGGUAGCAAAGCCAACAGAGAAACGACGUUCACGUAUCUUAGAGACUGCUGAAAAAUUCCAAAACAUGAACAAUCAGAAUAACGAAAAAUAUAAAAAGUUUUCAAUUCCUGGCGUCAGUGUUGGUAAUUUCAAGAAAGAAUUCGAAAGAAAAGCUUCGUUGACGACACAACCACCGGAACCGUCUCGUAAGUCUCUUGAAAAACGUGAAAGUUUUGAUCAACAGACCAAUGAUAAUCAAAUGGUGUCACCGAAAGCAAAUGAAGUUCAAAAGGUCGGUGGUGGUGUCAAUAAUUUGGAAAAGGCAAGCUCUAACACGUCGACAAUCAGCAAACACGAUGAUGAAAUCAAUCAAAGUGAUUCAAAAAGUUCUGUUCAUAGUUUUUCAUUGGAAGAAGCUCGUCGCAGUAUGGAAAACUCAAUUGCUCUACUUCAGAAGGCGAAGACGGAAUCACAAUCGAAGGAGAUGGAUCAACUAUGUUCGAAGACCGAAGGUGUUGCAUUGUCAUCAGAUGAGAGUGAACGGGAAAGAAAGUUACGUGCAGCUCGGGAAAUAAUUGGUAAUGCAAUACCACCAAGUCGAUUAAUUGGCGUUCGAAAGCCUCCGGUGUAUGGUUUACAUGGUCGUUCCGUUUCAGGAAGCGUCGUUCAAACACCAGCGCCACGUAACACAACUCCAUUGAAGUCAAGUUCAAUGGAGCCAAGUCAACAGCAGCAACGACCGACAGUUGGACGUUUCUCGUCAGUUGACCAACGCACUCAAGUGGUUCCGGAGAAGGUUGUCGACUUUACGGAACCCGAAACCACAAAAACAUCGCAUGCUGAAAUUACACUUAAAUCAGCAACAUUGCCUCGUCGUAAGCCGACGAAAAUGGAAAUACAGGUUGAUAUAAAACCAAAAGUUGAUGCGUCAUCACGAUAUUCAACUGAGAUGCAAAAUCAAGUGCCUGAACUUCGAAGUGCCCCAGUUCGUGAGCAUCCACCAACAACUUACACUUCGUUCACGGUUCACAAUCGCUCAACAAGUUUGGAACCACAAGCAAAGGAACAUGUAGUUCAUAUUCAAAAGCCACCAACAUAUCAAAGAACUUCCACAUCAAAUUCAUCUAACAGAAAUUCGUUGUCACGUCAAUCUACUAAUGACUCGAAUGACUCUGACACUACACCAACCCAGUCAUUUGUAUCAACGUCAACAAUCACUUCGUCGACAAACGAUAAGCAGCCAAUUAAAAAGUCGCCGAGAGAAUUCAUCAUCCCCAUAUCGGUUGAAGGCGGUGGAAUUGUCACGCCCAAAGCGAAUAGCAUUGAACCUUCGGAAUCGACGACAACACAAUCUAGCAUGACAAGCAAACGAUCUGGUCGUCCUGGAAGACGCAUAAGUUCACUUUUCAAUGAACGAGACUCGGAAGAUGAGACAACGUCGUUCCCUAAACUUAAUCGUCAUACUUCAAUUGGCCGUGAGAGUGACACGGAAGAACCAAGAUUUCAUUCGAUGCAUCGCUUAAGUUCAGGAGAAGAAGACGAUGACGAUGGCUUUGAAUUGCUAACAGCUGAAAAUCUUUUCUCUACCCUUUUGUCGCGUGUUCGUGCUUUAACACAUCGAUUAAAUGUCAACAACGAAACGACAUCUAACUUCCCAAGUUCACGUUUUAUCAGCAAUUUAAGACAAUCGCAGAGUCCCUUUUGGAACAAUGAUCCAUUUGAAAGCCGUUCAAACGUGAACCCUUGGAGACAUUCUAUGGCACGUGAUUUGCACAGUGACUUCGACUCGAUGUUUUCACGUUCAGGUGCAACGCUUCCGAGAGGUAAAAAAACUAAAUCGAAACCAGAUGAGUCAUCAGAAAGCAGUAACAAUGACAAGAAUAAUAAUCGUGACCACAACAGCGAAGUGUUGGAUUUAAGAGAUUUGGAUUUGAGUCAACUUCGUUUAUCAAAAAAGGAUCUUGAGACCUUAUCAACAUUGACACCAAGUUUAUCGAAGAGUCUUCAAGAACAGCUUCUCGCACAAUUGCCGCCAAAUCAAGCAAAGAAAUUAUCGCGAACACUUUCAGUACAGAACGGUAAAGAAUCGACUGAAACUUCUAAAGUUUAUCGUCGUAGCAUUAGCACUAAUCCACGUGAUGUUGUAAAUCGAUUCAGUAGAGAUAGUAUAACACCAACGAAUGAGGUGUUUGAUAGGAUAAAUAACAAUAGCGAGCUUAGCUCUUCCUCACGUUAUAGACGUAGCGUCAGUAGAGAUGAUAGAUUUGAUGAUUCAUUUAACAACAACAGCAACAACAAUAAUUCUCGUAAUUUAGAAGCAAUUCAUCAUAGCCGAGAGGCAACAUUAUCACCGACGACUGACUACCGCGGUCAAUAUUAUUCAUCUCUAAAGAGUAGCAGUCGGAAGUCUGCUGUUGAUGAAAGUGAUAUUCAACGAACAUGUUUCUCCCCUGAGCCACUCGAUGAAAAGCCAAAGCAAAAGCGAUUGUCACGGUUCAUGUCACCUGAAAGCACCGGUUAUGAACUUUACGAUGAACCAAAGAAAAUCGAAAAGCCACGUGAACUUGAAAGUCAUAAAAUUCUUCGUGAACUUUGCGAGAAAUCUCGAGAGAAAAGUGUUGAAAAAGAAUCAAGAGAAAAUCGAAUUUCCUACUAUUUAGAUAAAUAUGCAACAAAUGAAAUCAGUAAACACUUAUUGAACGGAAAUUUGAUUGCAGCGGAAUCAAAUCAAUUGAAGACACCAGCACGUAGUGAUACCGCAAGUUCAACUCAUUCACAUUCAUCGGUAUCGUCAACAAUCAAUGAUAAGAUUUUAGAUGAAUUGAACUCAAUUAGUUUGUUGAAUGGACAACUUGAACGAUUUGAUCAGAAAGAGAUUCAAAAUCAAGAGAAAUUAAUGAAAAAGAAAGUCAAAAAUGAUGGGACGGUUAAGAAGACUGUCAAGAAAGUCAAAGAAAAGUCACCUGAAAAGACAUUGGAAGAGGAUUGUGAAGUGAGUGAAAAGUCAACAUCGAAACGUGAGUCAAAACUUACACGACCCAAAUCUUACAUUUCGAAAGACGUGUCGCUUCAACCAUUGCGCUCGACAGAUAAAAUGACGGAAGUCAUUGACAAACCACCGGAAUUUGAUGUUUUAAAGACGCCAAGCAAACUUUCUCGACCGAAAAGUUUUCCAAACUCAAAAAUUACACCCCCAAAGGAGAUCAAAUUUCCCGAAACAUUGACCAACAUUCUCAAUAUGCCUAACGAGACGGUAAAUACUGCUGUAUUGAAUGACACGAAUAAUGUAAAUCAACAAGCUCCCGAGCAACCCAAAAAGACAAAAAAAGUCAUUAAAGUUGUAAAGAAAUCUUCAAAAAAUGUCAUACCAUCGGUUGAAGUUGACCCAUUGCCCGAUCUUAAGUCCGAAUCGAAGAGAGAAAAGUCACCCGAGAAGAAGUCCGGUAAAGGAUUACUUUACACCCUUGGACAGAAGUUUGAAAAGCUUCGUGACAUUAAAUCGUCAAAAGAUAAGAAAGAUGGAGAAACAUCGUCAUCAUCGGAUAUGAAAGAAAAGAAGAAGAAAAUUAAAGCAAUGUUGAAUGAAGAUGUCGAUGAAGCAACAAGACAAGAAAGGAAAUCAAAAAUUGAUGCUAUGAUAAAGAAUUUGAAGGAGAAAUCUUUACCACAUAAUACGGAAUUGACAGAAUCGGGAUUGAUUAAAAGAGCGGUGAGUGUCGAAGAAAUGCCAAAUACUUUCAAUAAGAAUACUGUGAAUAAAGUUCUUGGAUUAUUUAAGCGAAUUGAGAAGGAAAAUACGGCAGUCGAUGCUAAAGUUCAGAAUACAAAAUCUUCAAGUUAUUUGUCGUAUGACGAGUACGAGCCUCAAAACAACUCGAACAAAGAACGACCAAAAUCAAGUGGCUUUAUUCACAAAAUAAAGAAGAAUGGAAGCGCUUUCGAGCCACUCAAUAAUAUUGCUGAAAGUAAAAUUCCCGUUAAAUUUGCUUCAACCUGUCCCGAUUGUAAAGAGACAAAUGAAAUCUCUCAAUCAAAAUCUUCAAAUAUGGUCAACAAACGUCAUCCAAAUGAUCAGAAAACUUCAGUUGAAGAAAAAGAAAGAUUAAAAAAUAAUCGUAAAGGUUUGAUGUUGGACUUUGCAAAGUUUAAUCCGAUUGAUGGUGACACAAAAGUAUCAUUAUCGUCAUCAUCAAGUAAACAUAAUAAUAAUAACAAUAACAGCAGUUACAGUUUUCCACCACCUUUGCCACAAGAGAUUAAUCAAAGUUUGGUAACCCCAACUUAUGAUAGUUUGACGAACUAUUCAUCAAGUCCCUACGAUGAAUCAAGCACACUUUUAUCGCCUUCGGAUGAUGUCGGUUAUGACAGAUGGUCAACAUGUUCAGAAGAUGAACACCAACUACUUCCACCCCAUCCAAUGGGUUCAUCUUCCCUCUCAAGAUUAUCACGAAGUAUUCAAAAUCAAGCUAUACUUGAUGAAAGCGACUCUCCAGAGUCUGUUGUUGACCGCAUCCGAAGGAAAAGUUUCUAUUCAAGAUUUAACGAAAAGAAACCGAAGCGUGUGUCAAAUAUUGUUGGACCGGCGGCUAAAGAAUAUUAUCGGGAACGUUCACGUCCAUUAGAGUAUACGAAGUCGGCUACAAGCGUCAUUCCUGAUAUUACGGGACGAGCAUCAAGUGUCGACAACACUUAUAACCGUUCAUCAAGUAUUUCGCGUCAUGUCAACUCGUCAGCUGCCAAUCGUUCAUUAAGUCAAAGUCGUUCAUCAUCAAAAUAUUCAAGCGAGAAACAAAAUGAAUCUUUACAGCAUUCAAAUUCUUAUCGAAGAUUGAAUUACGAAGCAAAUCAUUUGGCUAGUUUGCCUCCACCACAUCAUCAUCAUCAUCAUCAUGAUAUGCUUUUGAAAUCUCCUGAUGAUAUUACAUCAAGAAUUCGAAAUAACAGAAGUACCAUGUAUGAUUCAUCUUCAUCAUCAUCUAACACUCCAUCAUUAACAUCACUUUAUGUCAAACGACGUUCAUAUGUUUCCACGCCAUCGAGUUCAUCAGGCACACCGUCAUCUGUACUUAAACCACCGCCUUCUUUUGUAGACGGUUAUGCAACAAUUGGACGUAAAAUGCGACAAUACAAUACAAGAAGUGUCUCUUUACUUGAUCCGACUUUAAUUAAUUCAUCAAGCGACCAUCAUCAUCGCAUAAAUGGUUAUUCGGAUAUCAAUGAAAAUGUUUCGAGAAACUCGCGUUUUCGGAACUCAUCAGUGCCACGAAACGACAACAUAUGAUAUUACGACCACGCUCAUUAUCAUUACGUUUUCUAAUCAUCAGUUACUAAUUCAAUCCAUUAACAUUAACAUGAUCAUUAUGAAAGAAACUUUUUACUCAUUUACAGUCUGCAGAGUCACAUUUUUCCACCCAUUUAUAAAAGCGAAGUCCCGCUGACUUGAAUGACUCAACUCUCGAGAAUUAAAUAAAUAUCUACUAUGAAUAUUCAUGUAACUUUUAAAAGAUAUGAGAAAAACCAAUUUCUUCCAAAAGAAAACUUUUAAAUGAACGAAACACUUGACUCAGUUUUGGUUAAGAAUAAAAAAAUAAAUAAGAAUGAAAAACUCCCUCUCUUUGCCUUAUUUUACUUGUGAAGUGAAGCAAACAUAAUGUUUGCUGAAAAGGGUUUCUAAUUAUUUUAUACAUUAAUUUUAAAAAUAAGAAAAAGGUUUUAGAGAAACGCACAUAAAUGAUACAAAGUAAUGAUGAUUUUAAAAAUCUACCCAAAAAUUUUACGAGUUUUUCUAGUGGAAACUUUUUUGUAUUUAGAUGAUGAUUGAAAAGAAGUUUUUUUUGAGCUGAAAUUGUGAGUAAAGCUCAAUGAGUUUAGAACAGAUGUACGUACCAGUAGGUAAUUGAAAAUUAUGAAAGCAAUAAUGAAUAGUAUGAAUUUAUCGGAACGAAUUUCAUCCGAAACUGCUUAUAAACACUUUCAUUUAAUAAUUAAUUUAUUUGAAAAUUUCAUCACCAUCACAUCUGACAUUGAUGACAUACAUUGAUUGAUUUUUUUUUAAUAAAUAUGAAUCAGAAUGAAAUGAUAAUUAUUUCUCUGAUAAAUUAUGUUGAAACCAGUUUAGAAAGUUAAUAAAAUUUUUGAAAUACUU